AUGAAAUUUUCUAUCUUUUUCACGCUCACUAUCAUUUUUUUUGCUACGGCUCUUGUAUCAACAGUCAUUGAAGGUUAUCACGCUGAAGUUGUUAGAAACGUUCUCGCAGAAUGUAAGAUUUGGGUUACAGAUAAUAAUGGUAAUUAUGUAGCUGGUAAUAAACAUUACCAUAGAUGCGACAAUAAUCCUCCAAAUUUAAAUAUUGAUACAUUAUCAAAUGAUUCAUACUGGCUUAUUGCAAGUGUUGAAGGUAGUGGUAGACAAGAUAAGCGUCGUGGACCACUUAACAAUGAUUUCUGCUAUAUUAUUUACGGUGAUGCUGCUAAUUGGCGUUUUAACACCUGGGAUUAUUGUAAUAGUCAGUCUUAA
Molecule: messenger RNA, 369 nt
Organism: Rhizophagus irregularis DAOM 181602=DAOM 197198
Lineage: Eukaryota; Fungi; Glomeromycota; Glomeromycetes; Glomerales; Glomeraceae
Source: RefSeq, a predicted model, not a curated record